Messenger RNA from Betta splendens (Siamese fighting fish), 990 nucleotides. Its product is annotated as trace amine-associated receptor 13c-like. The coding region runs from base 1 to 990 and encodes 329 amino acids. The transcript is spliced from 2 exons. Gene Ontology annotation, biological process: G protein-coupled receptor signaling pathway. Gene Ontology annotation, molecular function: trace-amine receptor activity. Lineage: Eukaryota; Metazoa; Chordata; Actinopteri; Anabantiformes; Osphronemidae. The record is from RefSeq and is a predicted model, not a curated record. Gene Ontology annotation, cellular component: membrane.
AUGGAGCUCCUCGAGGAAACUGAGCUCUGUUUUCCGCAUUUCCCCAAUACCUCGUGCAGGAUCGCUAAGAGCUCUCAGUCUGCAACCCUGCUCACUUACACUCUGCUGUCGUUUAUCUCUGUGCUUACUAUGACUCUCAACCUCCUGGUCAUCAUCUCCAUCUCACACUUCAAGCAGCUCCGCACUCCCACCAACCUCCUCCUCCUCUCUCUGGCUGUCUCAGAUUUCAUCAUUGGAUUUCUCAUGCUGUUUCAAAUGAUGACAAUAAGUGGCUGCUGGCUCCUGGGUGACCUGAUGUGUUCUCUGUAUUAUGUUCUGGCCUGUAUUACAACCUCUGCCUCCAUAGGAAACAUGGUUCUCAUAUCUAUGGACCGCUAUGUGGCUAUAUGCUACCCUCUGCAUUAUCCCUCCAAAGUCAAUCAAAAAAAAGCUCAAGUUUGCAUUUGUCUUUGUUGGACGUGUUCAGCUCUGAGUAACAGUCUUCUGCAGAAGGACAGCCUGGAACACCCAGGCAUGUACAAGUCCUGCUAUGGAGAGUGUGUGUUUGUUGUGGAUUACAUUUCUGGGCGUGUUGAUCUGUUUUUGUCCUUAAUCGGCCCCAUCACUGUGAUCGUAGUUUUGUAUAUGAGAGUGUUCAUAGAGGCUGUCUCUCAGGCUCGUGCCAUGCGAUCUCACACUAAGACUGUGUGUCCUCAGGGCUCAGAGACUGUAAUGGCAAAGAAGUCUGAAAUCAAAGCAGCCAGGACUCUGGGUGUUGUAAUACUCGGGUUUCUAAUUUGCCUGUGCCCUUACUUUAGUGCCACACUUUCAGGCCAGGACACACUAUUCAACACUUCAUUGUCAGCUUUUGCAAUUUGUUUGUUGUAUUUUAACUCUUGUGUAAACCCUAUAAUCUAUUCAUUAUUUUACCCCUGGUUCAGAAAAUCCAUCAAAACAAUUGUCACACUUGAGAUAUUGCAGACAGGCUCCUGUGAGGCCAACAUAAUAUAA